This is a messenger RNA of Siniperca chuatsi (mandarin fish), 2741 nucleotides long. RefSeq names its product CCM2 scaffold protein (gene ccm2). The transcript has 10 exons. Gene Ontology annotation, biological process: vasculogenesis; heart development. The record is from RefSeq and is a predicted model, not a curated record. NCBI's taxonomy places the organism in Eukaryota, Metazoa, Chordata, Actinopteri, Centrarchiformes, Sinipercidae. The coding region runs from base 373 to 1749 and encodes 458 amino acids.
UGCAAAGCAAAGCAUGUUGGACCACAGUUCAACGCCCAAAAUGGCGGCACGAUUGAAAAGUUUUGUUUGUUUUAUCCGAGUUUGUCUUCCUCACAGACUAUUUCCUUAGUUGUUUUAGCAGCACUGAAGCAUACCAUUUUCACACUGGUGGCACGCCGGCAUUUUUUUCUAAGGGUUGUGGAAUAAGGAUAUCAGGAUGGCGUUUUGCUAUCAGCUCAAAAUCGGGCAUUACUUUACCAAUGCUAGGCUAAGCUAGGCUAGCAAGCUAACUACUGUCAAAUGAAUGCUGGUUAAAAGCUUCGGUAGUUAUGUCUUGUCUCACCUGGAUCUCCACGCUGAACAGAAUAUGAAGGAGAGGACCUUCACAUAGAAAUGGAGGAUGAUGUGAAAAAAGUGAAAAAGCCUGGUAUCGUGUCUCCGUUCAAGCGAGUCUUCCUGAAAGGAGAGAAGGGCAGAGACAAGAAAGCCCAGGAGAAAGCCACUGAGCGCAGGGCCCUCCACACCUUCUCGCUCUCUCAGCCUGACCACCGCAUCGACCCUGACAUCCUGCUCAAUGACUACAUUGAGAAGGAAGUCAAAUACUUGGGGCAGCUGACAUCAGUUCCAGGAUACUUGAACCCAUCAAGUCGCACAGAAGUGCUGCAGCUCAUUGACACCGCCAGGAAGUCCCAUCAGUUGGCAGGCCAGCUGACAUCGGAGCAGGAUGCAGUGGUGAGUUUGUCGGCGUACAACAUAAAGCUUGUAUGGCGCGAUGGAGAAGACAUCAUCCUGAGAGUGCCCAUCCAUGAUAUCGCUGCUGUCUCCUACAUCAGGGACGACUCUUUGCACCUCGUGGUGAUCAAAACAGCCCAGGAGUCAGGAGGUUCUCCUUGUCCUAGUUCGUGUCCUGAUCUCAACAAGUCUCAGACCCUGAGCUCUUUAUCAGAGAGUGGAGCUGUGCUUGUGGAUGUCUGCUGUCUGCUUGUGCUGGCUGUUGAUAAUAAGGCAGCAGCAGAGGAGUUGUGUCUUUUGCUCAGCCAGGUCUUUCAGAUUGUUUACACAGAAUCAACCAUCGACUUCUUGGACAGAGCCAUUUUUGAUGGAGCAACUACACCUACCAGACACCUUUCUCUAUACAGUGAUGACUCUUCAAGCAAAGUGGAUGUUAAGGAGGCCUUUGAAGCGGAAGCCAGCACAUUUCCUUUCCAGGGCUCUAUGGGGGCAGAAGAAAACUCUCCAUCUGCUUCCACUCCAGCAUCCCCUCAGACGAAGACCGCGAGUGAAGGAGAGCUCAGCACCACUGCUGCAGAGUUGCUGCAGGACUACAUGACCACACUGCGGACAAAACUGUCAUCACAGGAGAUCCAGCAGUUUGCUACCCUGCUCCAUGAAUACCGUAACGGUGCCUCCAUCCAUGAGUUCUGCAUUAACCUGCGACAACUCUAUGGGGACAGCAGGAAGUUCCUUCUACUUGGGCUGCGUCCCUUCAUACCAGAGAAGGACAGCCAGCACUUUGAGAAUUUCCUGGAGACCAUUGGUGUGAAGGACGGCCGAGGCAUCAUUACAGACAGUUUUGGUCGUUACCGGCGCACAGCCAGCUCCGCCUCCGAUUCCACCACCAACGGCAACGGAGCAGCCGGAGGAAGCGCUGCCUCAGACGAGGGCCAGGACACCUCUGAGGGAGACGAGUGGGACCGCAUGAUCACUGAUAUUAGUAAUGACAUUGAGGCUCUUGGCUGCAGUAUGGACCAGGAGGGAGUGAUGCCCUGACGUGGUGAACAAAGCGCGCUGAGGACAUGGAAUGGCAGCCAGUCCUCAAAUGAACAGUAGGCAUGAGCUGAACGGAUCAGAUGAAGGUGGUCCUUAGCACUGACCUAAGAUUUGGUUAAUUGUAUUUUCCUCUAAUUGUCAAGAGGACGUUCCAUAGUCCCUACGCACUCAAGGAAAACCUCAACCUAUUACCACAAAAACAUGAAGUCAACAAAUGCACUUAUGCAGACCCUGUAGAUGACAUGCAGUCAGUUGGCUAUUUUUGCAUUUCAGAGGGAUUCAUAGCCUCUGAUAUAUUUUUAAAGUUUCUUUGAUUUUUGUACUCAUUUAUUGGCAGUAUCUGCCACUGCUGUCAGCAAUGUAGCGAAAAUCUUUUUGAGUUUUUGAGAAUAUUUCAGUCUGUUUUAUACCUGAAAACAAACUGACUAUACCUGACUGGAGUAUCCAUCAGAGGACUGUGUACAUGUUUUAGAAGGUUAAGACUGAGGCUGUACUGGUUUGUGUUUUUGUAUAACUAUAGGUCAAUCAGCUUCAUCCACCAGGAGAACUUUGAUUUUCUUCAUUUAAUUCCUAUUUGUGUGUUGCUGUUAGAGUGUAACAUUUUUCUAUAUAUCAUUUUGUUUUUCAAUAAGAUUUGUGUACCACUUUGUUUUACACUAUCAUUUGUUAUCAGUGUUUACUCAUUUAUAUAAUUUUGCCUUUUUCAAACUGACCAAGGAAAUGCUGUAAAAACAAAAAUUCUCAUUCAAUUUAAGCGAUUGAGUGGGGACUGUAUUUGACAAAGCCAGUUAGGUUAUGGCUGAUGUAAAUUUAUGAUUUUUGUUCUUCUCCUGCAGGUCAUCUUGUUAAUGUCUUGUGACAUCACAUUUAUCUGUCAUUGUGCCUUUACACUGCAGUACUGCUGCCAACUGUCUGUCACACACAGACAGGUAAUUAUGAACUGUAACUACAGUUGUUGAGCAAAUCAUGGUUAUUAAAUAACAGCUACUUUA